AGCGCUGUGCUUGCAAUAUUUCAAUUUCAAUAUUGAUGUCUAAUUUAAAAUAAAUAUUUAUACCAAUAUUUUUUAAAUAGAGGUAUCGAAUUUGUGUAAAAUUAAGCCUUUGUUUUACCGGCUUUCUCUAUUAAAACAGAGGCUAGAAUGUAUAUUGUAACAGGAUCAAAUUUGUUCGGCCAGUGGUUUUCUUGGACAAAAAACAUUAGCUUUUAUGAUAAAUUUGAAGAAAUUUAUCCUGAAAGAGAAAGCAAAAUUGAUUUAAAAAACUCGAAGCUAAUAACUUCUUGCUGGUCGUAUAAUAUAUUUGAUGUUGAUAACAUAUUUUAUAUUGUUGGAUCAUGGCAUGGAAGAGACAAUCAGAUUGUUAAAGUUCCAAUACCUGAAGAAAAGGAACAGAGUUCUAAGGCAUCUGGCCUUUUAAUUACCGGUAAUGAUUACAUGAUCAUAUUAGUAGAGGCAAUAACGCGAUCUAUUUGGUUUUUUGAUUUUGAAACAGAAGAUUUUAAAAAAGUCAAAUUUAAUGAAGAACCAAUAUUGGAAAAUACUGUAAAAAAAUCAAGAUUAACUGACGACGUAAUAAAAGUUGCAGCUACUAAUAACACAUUUAUUUAUUUAACAUCUGAAGGAAAUGUCUAUACUGGACAGCUACCAAGUUACAUAGACACACAUACAUGUGUAGGAAAAACUUGUGAUGUAGAAUGUGGAUAUGAACAUUACAUGCUACUUACAACGGAAGGAAGAGUGUAUACUUGGGGAAAUGGAAGGAGACUCCAACUUGGACAUGGUGAUUUAACUAAUUUGGAUUUACCAACUGAAGUUGAGGCAUUAGCUGGAAUAAAAAUAGUUAAAAUCAAGGCUGGAGGUUGGCACUCGCUGGCACUUAGUGAGCAUGGAGAUUUGUAUGCUUGGGGUUGGAAUGAUACUGGGCAAUUAGGUAUGAAUAUAAAUAUAAAUGGAGAAGAAAAUUUAGAAAGAAAGGGACAAAAAAACUAUGCGAUACCAAGACCUGUGGACAUUUAUGAUGAUCAAGGUGAUGAAAUUGAAUUGAUUAUAAAAGACAUAGCAUGCGGAACGAGACAUUCAGCAAUUUUACUUGAAGAUAAUACUGUGUGGACUACCGGUUGUAAUAAAUAUGGACAGCUUGGAUUUUCUCCUAAAGAUUAUGAAAAAUUGGAAUAUUUUAAAAAGUCAUACCAAAAUCCUAAUAUUAGUAAUGUAAUUGGUGGACCUUGGAGUACUAUAGUUGAAAUAACCUAGUACAUUCAGUUAGAUUUAUAUUAAAUUAAUGGAAUUUUACUUAGUAGGCUUUUUUGUAUUAAGGAUAGUCUGAUAGUCUCAUUUAGGAGGCGUUGAAUAAGGAUGUCCUGGUACUGAUACUUAUAAGUAAAAAGACAAAGAUAGAAAAUGAAGUGUCACUAAUUAAAUAUUGCCAUUUAUAAAAUACAUAUUUG
Molecule: messenger RNA, 1454 nt
Organism: Nymphalis io (European peacock)
Lineage: Eukaryota; Metazoa; Arthropoda; Insecta; Lepidoptera; Nymphalidae
Product: serine/threonine-protein kinase Nek9
Exons: 2
Coding region: 148-1260 (370 amino acids)
Source: RefSeq, a predicted model, not a curated record